Messenger RNA from Anguilla anguilla (European eel), 2344 nucleotides. RefSeq names its product zinc finger protein 525-like. Lineage: Eukaryota; Metazoa; Chordata; Actinopteri; Anguilliformes; Anguillidae. The transcript is spliced from 3 exons. The record is from RefSeq and is a predicted model, not a curated record. Bases 723 to 1763 code for a protein of 346 amino acids. Gene Ontology annotation, biological process: regulation of transcription by RNA polymerase II. Gene Ontology annotation, molecular function: DNA-binding transcription factor activity; RNA polymerase II cis-regulatory region sequence-specific DNA binding.
GUAAACCAUCAUUCCUCUACUGAAGUAGACGAAGAAGAAGUAGGAGGGAAAAGAAGAAAAGCAGGAGAUCUGGCGUAUUUCCGUAGAUUAAGCCUGCUCUUCUGAACAGAAUGCUGUUCGUUUUACAUUUUAUGGCUAACACAGAUUUUGCGAGCACGUUCGAUCCUUCGCUUCCAAGAAUUUACUUUCGUCCAGUUUAACAAACGAGCGAGUGAAUCUGGGAGCUGCACUACUGCACACCUUUGAGUAGCAGUAUGAUGCAGGCAGGAGUCUGUCUGAGACAGGACACUGUGACAACACUACCAGAGUUCACUGAGGAGCACAGGAUCAGACAGAAAGAAGAGGAACUCCAUGGUCUGGAGUCUGUCCACAUGGCAGAGUCAGAGACAGAGUGUGCUGCACCAGGACUCGACAAACUGGAGCCAGAGUGUGUUACAGCACACUGUGGGGUCAGUGAUGUACACCACACACACACACCACUGAUUAAAACAGAAACUGAUCUGGGCUCCACCCACACUGGAGAUCUUUUUGAGACUGUGAACAUAGACAAUAAAGAGCUGCGAUAUGUAACCCGUCUGCAGCCUGACCAAAUCAAAACCGAGACUGAUGAUGGAGGAUACCUUAAGACAGAACACAUUGGUGGCUUGCUGGAUAUUAAAUGUGUUAAUAUUAAAACGUGUGAAAUGAAGUGUUAAUCCAGUGAAAGUAUAGUGAGUGAUCUGAUGAAUACUGUGGUAAGUGAAGCUGCAGUUGAUCACAAAGACCAGAUUGAACCAUGGCAAUGUGCCGGAGAGUCAGAACCCAACUGUAAAAAAGAAAUUAAUGAUGUGCCUACCAAAUAUGUGUAUGUAAAUUAUCACUGUGAAAUGAUCACUGAAAGUGGUCACACCAGAAUUGUCCAGAAGAUUACAAACAAUACCAACAAAUAUAAUAAUUUCCAGGGAAUGGAUGUGAUGAAUCAACACAUGAUAAAUAAUUCGAGUAAAAAUCAAAGCGUUUUGAAUUUCCAUCAAAAAAAUAUAAUUUGUAGAAAUAAUGGUGCAACUAAUACAGGUCAAAAGCGUUACAAAUGUUCUCAGUGUGAGAAGUGCUUUAAUUCCAAAUCUGGUUUAAAAAAACACCUGACAAUUCAUACAGGUGAAAAGCCCUGCAAAUGUUCUCAGUGUGGGAAGUGCUUUAAUUACGAAUCUGGUUUAAAAAAACAUCUGACAAUUCAUACAGGUGAUAAGCCCUACAAAUGUUCUCAGUGUGAGAAGUGCUUUAAUUCCAAAUCUGGUUUAAAAGCACACCUGACAAUUCAUACAGGUGAAAAGCCCUACAAAUGUUCUCAGUGUGGGAAGUGUUUUUCCUCAAAAUCUAAUUUAAAUUCCCACCAGCGAAUUCAUACAGAUGAAAAGCGUUACAAAUGUUCUCAAUGUGGGAAGUGCUUUAAUUAUAAAUCUAGUUUCAAUAGCCACCUGAGAAUUCAUACAGGUGAAAAACCCUACAAAUGUUUUCAGUGUGGGAAGUGCUUUGCCUUUAUAUCUUCUUUAAAUAUCCACCAGAGGAUUCACACAAGGAGAAAGCCAUACAAAUGUAGUGAGUGUGGGAAGACUUUUAAAUGGAAAUAUUAUUAUAAGGCACACAAGAUAAUUCAUUCAGGUGAAAUGCCCUUCAAAUGUAGUGAGUGCGAACAGUGUUUUAAUACCAAAUAUCGUUUCAAUCGACACAAGACAUUUCAUAUAGGUAAAAAGUCGAGUGUAGGAAGUGUUUUUCCCAAAUAAAUUAUUGAAAUUGCCACAAGGUGAUUCAUACAGGUGAAAAGCCCUACAAAUGUUCUGUGUGGGAAGUGUUUUUCCCAAAUAUGUAAUUUACAUACCCACCAGAAAAGAAUGAACCUUUAUAAUUUCAGGCCACAUUAUUUAAUUGAAUUUAGCCUACAUAUAAAAUGUCCAGUAUUUAAAUUGUUCUGAACCAUUGUAUAAAAAAAUUGUAUAAGAACCACAGUUUUUCAAUCACAUUUUCUUUAAUAACGAGUGUUUCACCAUUUCUUUUUUUAGAAAAAGUAAUUUCCCUUGGAGUCCAAUUGCUGAUAUAUUGUGAUGAUGAAACUGACACUAGCGUACCUUGUUUGAACGACACAAUGUGAAAACUCUUUGCAUAUACUGCUGUAAGAAACAUGGAUGUAUGUCUUGCCAACAUGUAUCAUAAAACGAACUUAACGGUAUUGGCUUUCUCAGUUGUUUUACUGCCAAUGUAGUGGCUGUGAUGUGUUAAUGAAUUUAGUUUUAAUUCCUGCUGUGCAUUCCUGAACGCUUACUAUGUAUGAAUUGUGUAUGAAAUAAAUUUACAUUGUGAAUGUAAA